AUGGCUUCUGGUCUAGUUGGUCAACGUCGGUCCUUUGACGGCCAGCUAUGCACCAUUCGCUACGUGGGCAGCGUCCAGGGCACCGCGGGCGACUGGCUCGGCGUCGAAUGGGACGACGCAAGUAGAGGCAAGCACUCGGGCGAACACAAGGGAUUACGCUACUUUACAUGCAAAAAUAGCCAGCCCACGGCGGGGUCAUUUGUCCGCCCCUCCAGGCCAUCAGAACCCCCGCGCAGCUUCUUAGAGGCUCUGCGCGAGAAAUAUGCCUCUGAGCCUGAGCAGGAAGAUGAUGGGAGCACUUCCAUGAAUAAAGCUGCACCCAAGAAUGCCAUUAAGAUCAGCAGCAAGGUUGUCGAGGAGGUCGGCUUUGACAAGAUCCGCAGGCAGAUGGCGGAACUACAAGAGCUGCGUAUUGUCAUCCUGGAUGGGCUCCGCCUUGCUGGGGUAUUGUCUUCUUACGAUCAGGCUCAUGACCAAGUCCAAGAAUAUGCUGGACAAAUCGCAGCUACUUGCCCGAAGAUCGUUGAGUUGGAUCUCAGUCGAAAUCUGUUGAGCCGCUGGCGUGAUGUUUGGGAAAUUUGCAAUCAACUGAAGCAUCUCAGACGCUUGAAGGUGAACGGAAAUCGAUUCCAACCUCUGGAAGAAGGUUUGGUCUUCGAGGGAAUCACUGAACUGCAUCUGGAGGAAACCCUCCUCAGUUGGGACGAAAUUGCCGAAGUGGCUUCUCGAUUCCCAUCACUCACCUCUCUGACGGCAUCUGAAAACCAACUUAAAGCAACCACUCGUCCACUUCCCAAUAGCAUCACCACGCUGACCCUCGAGUGGAACGAGAUCUCCUCACUAUCAUCAAUCCGCCACCUAGCAUCUCUUCCAAACCUACAGCAUCUCUCCCUCCGCGGGAACAAUAUCGUCAGCAUUACCUCCGACCCCAACAGCACCCUGGAUUUCCAAUUCCCACCUACCGUCCAUUCAAUCGACCUCUCCCGCAACAAUAUAUCGUCAUGGAAAUUCCUAAACCACCUCCCAACCCUGUUCCCAGGCCUCACAACCCUCCGCCUUUCCGCAAACCCUCUAUACGACCAGCCACCUCUUCCCCUUGCCAUUGCAGCCGCCACAUCCACAAUGAGCGCCUCCAAACCCAUGACAGUCGACGAAGCCUUCAUGCUCACACUCGCCCGCUUCCCGUCCACCCUCCGCACCCUGAACUUCAGCAAAAUCUCGUUGCAGGAUCGCUCUAAUGCGGAGAUGUAUUACCUGUCCCUCAUCGGCAAGACGCUCUCUGCUACCUCUGAAGAAGAAGAGCCGAGCAUUCUUGCCGAGCAUCCGCGCUAUAGUGAGCUGUGUGAGAUUUACGGUGAGCCGAUGAUCACUAGGGCCGUUGUCGCUGAUGGGUCGGGGAAACGAGUGAUUCAUCCGCGGUCUGUGGCGGCGCGGUUGGUGAAGAUGGCGUUCCGUCUUUCUGACGCGGUGUCGACGGUGUCUAAUGAGCUAGACGGGCAAGUCCACGUUAAAGAGAUCCCGGGUUCUUUCAAUUCGUACCAGGUGAAGGCUCUCGUGGCCCGGUUGUUCGGGCUCCCUCCGUUUGGAUUCAAGUUGGUUUGGGAGACGGAUGAGUGGGAUCCCAUCGAGAAAGAUGCGGGUGAAGAAGGUGCUGAUUGGGAUGGUGAUAGCGAUGAUGAGGCGGAAGGGGCUAAUCCCGGUCCAACCUCAGAGGAUGAGAGUCGCUUUGUGCGGCGGGAGGUCGAGUUGGUGGAAUCGACAAGGGAUAUUGGGUUCCUAUUCCAGGGUGAGACGGGCGAGAUGAAGAUUAGAGUUGAGGUGUCUCCUGUAUAG
This is a messenger RNA of Penicillium cinerascens, 1833 nucleotides long. RefSeq lists its product as uncharacterized. Bases 1 to 1833 code for a protein of 610 amino acids. Lineage: Eukaryota; Fungi; Ascomycota; Eurotiomycetes; Eurotiales; Aspergillaceae. Gene Ontology annotation, molecular function: protein binding. The record is from RefSeq and is a predicted model, not a curated record. The transcript has 4 exons. Gene Ontology annotation, cellular component: extracellular matrix.